Hippocampus zosterae (dwarf seahorse) is the source of this 3134-nucleotide messenger RNA. RefSeq names its product brain mitochondrial carrier protein 1-like. Bases 320 to 1180 code for a protein of 286 amino acids. Gene Ontology annotation, cellular component: mitochondrial membrane. Lineage: Eukaryota; Metazoa; Chordata; Actinopteri; Syngnathiformes; Syngnathidae. Gene Ontology annotation, biological process: mitochondrial transport. The record is from RefSeq and is a predicted model, not a curated record. The transcript has 9 exons.
GAAAGUUUGACCCGGAAAUCUAGGCUGUGUCGCUUUUCUGUUUCACUUGACAUUAGCUGAGUCCAAGACCAGCCGAGCGAGACGGCUAACAAGUUUUUUUCUUUUCUUCCCCCUGUCGGUGUAAACAAUGCGUGAGUCUUGACUCGCGGAAAAGCGAUCUUAGUGGCAGUUUGUGGAUUUUCUCGACUACGUCCAGCGCUGUUGCGUGGACUUGUGCCUGGGCGGCUUACUCUUGUUCCUGGCCGGGCUGCAGCAGGCGGAGGCUGCCGCAGCCGCAGCCGCAGCCGCUGGAGCAGCCGCUGGAGCCCCCACGGCAGAGAUGGUCAACCUGAACUGGAAGCCGUUCAUCUACGGCGGGAUGGCGUCGAUCGUCGCAGAAUUCGGCACGUUCCCCAUCGAUUUGACAAAGACGCGGCUCCAGGUGCAGGGUCAGUCCCAGUACAUGGAGGUGCGCUACAAAGGCAUGUUCCACGCCCUGUUCAGGAUUGGCAAGGAAGAGGGCAUCCGAGCGCUCUACUCAGGGAUCUCUCCUGCGCUCUUGAGACAAGCGUCUUACGGGACCAUCAAGAUCGGAACCUAUAACUCCCUGAAGAGGCUUUUUGUCAGUCGCCCAGAAGACGAGACCAUGGUCAUCAACGUCUUCUGUGGAGUGGUCUCCGGCGUCCUGUCGUCCUCGCUGGCCAAUCCCACGGAUGUCCUCAAGAUCCGAAUGCAGGCGCAGGGCAGUCUGCUGCAAGGCAGCAUGAUGUCCAACUUCAUCAACAUCUACCAGACGGAGGGCACCAAAGGCCUGUGGCGAGGCGUCAUUCCCACGGCGCAGCGGGCCGCCAUCGUCGUCGGCGUUGAGCUUCCCGUCUACGACAUCACAAAGAAACACCUCCUGCGGUCAGGCGUCAUGGGCGACACCAUUUUGACACACUUCAUUUCAAGUUUCACAUGCGGCCUGGCGGGGGCGCUGGCCUCCAACCCCGUGGACGUGGUGCGCACGCGCAUGAUGAACCAGCGGGUGCUGUCGGGGGCACCCAUGUACAAAGGCACGCUGGACGGCGUGAUGCAGACGUGGAGGAACGAGGGCUUCUUCGCGCUCUACAAAGGAUUUUGGCCCAACUGGCUGCGGCUGGGGCCUUGGAACAUUAUCUUCUUCAUCACCUUCGAGCAGUUGAAGAAGCUCCCGUUGUAAGGUGGGGAGCGAUCGUCGGGGCAGCGCCGAUCUGUCGGACUGUCGGCCAUGCGGCAUCUUGGGGGGUGGGGGGGAGACGCGGAAGAAAAAGUAAUACUGGGAGGGUUGUGGCACCGGCGUCUAUUCACACUCCUUUACCAGCAACUCCACCACAGCAUCAGCCAAGCCUCUCCACACACUCGUGCAACACCUCAUGUGUAUUUUAUUUUGUCUUUUUUGUGGGGGGGGGAGCAGGGGGUGCUCCUUUAUUCAUGGGUGACGGAUUCUGUUUUCACCACAGUCGUGAGCACUGACACCAGGCAGCUACCGGUACUUUUAUCAGGGCUCUAGCAGGAGACAGACAAGGGGGAGUUAGAACCUGGUUACUGCGGCACACCAGGUGAGUUGGAACCUCAGCUUUUCUUCAAAGAUAAUUCAUCUAAAGUCACGCGCAUCCGAGAGGCUUGAAAUGUUUUGUCAGUUGCAUUACAAGAACUUGAUAGUAAGGUGCCAUGUACGUUUAUUAUGUUUCGUUAGGCCGGCGAUUCUCGAGGCUGAAAAAAGCCAGACGACGCAAGCAUCAAUCUGAACCAAAAGCCUUUUGCUGUGACACUGGUAGCGACGUGUAUUUUGCGCUUUAGGGCUUGUGCGGGUCACGACUAACAACGAAGGUCAAACGUGCCAAAAGUAGUUUCACUCUUAAAUAUUGCCUAUAUACUGUACUACUCUCACAAUGUCUGUGACAGUCUUUUCGCAUCGCUCUUGCAAUCUGCCGAUGACAAAAUAAGCCCCUGACAUCUGGAAGUUGGCCUGUUUUACUGCCACUUCUCUUCCCUCCCCCCCCCACUUUCCCUGUGUGAUAAUAUGAGCCGUUGCUUUCAUGUCAUCAGCAGGUUGCAAUCGAGCCUGGAAGCAUCUUUUCAAGCAGGAAAGGGGGGGGGGAAGAGAAGGGACAAUAAAACAGGCCAAAAUCCAGACAUCAGGGAUUCUCAUCAGCAAGUCGCAACAGACACAUUGAGAGACUUAAAGAGUCACAGAAAGCUUCACAAGUGGAUUACGGCAUGGAUUAACAUUGUCACAAAACUGUAAUAAGGCACACAAGCGUCAAAAGAAGUCAAAAAUCUCUUCUGAGUUCUGAGGCACAUUUCUGGUUUUGGAAGGGAGAUUUGGCUUUCACAUGCUUUUCAUUGGCCGCUGACUGAGAAACAAAUCAGUGGUCGUCGUGCGGUUGGUAGUCUGCAUCCAUGGUCCCAAAACAUUGAAAAUUGCUCACUUUUGAAAGAAUCGUUGCAGUUUUUGGUACUCAACCGAGCCUCGCAUAACUUGUGUGCGUGUGUGUCUGCCACAGAGUGCGCCUUCGUAUUUAAUGAUUAUUGUUUGAUACCUAUUUAUUUUCACGAGUGGGUCCAGUCUGGCGUUUUUGUUUCAUUUUAUUUAUUUUUUUGGGAGUCGAACACGCUUAAAUUGACGCUGCUUUCAUUCCCGCUCACGCGUCUGUUUUACAAUCAGACACGUCACUUCAGCGCCCGGUCGUUCAUUCAAUGUUACAAAAAAAAAGGCUCAAUUAUACUUUUAUGGGUUUUUUUCCGUGUUUUCUGAUUUUUGAUUGUAGCUAUAUAAAGCACUUUUUGCCUUUUGUUGUAUUGAAUAGAAGAACUGAAAUAUACUCCAUAGGUCAUCCAAAUGUUUUUAUAAAGGCACACUCAAUUUUUGAAAACAAUGCAACAAUUUGCACUUUGGGCUCAGUUCUUUCUUUUCCUGUUGUUGUUGGCGGUGGUGGUUUUACUUGUUGAAAUUGUUGACAUUUUAUGCUGGUGGUUUUGGAUGCAGAUUUGUUGAUUGUCAUCUGUUGUGUGUCAAAAAAAAUGGCUUCAAUCCAUGUACACUUCAAAUAAUUAAAAAAACAAAAAAAAAUCAAUUGUAUCCAGUGAUUUACUUUUCUUUUUUUCACCCAUAGUGAAGAAUAAAAAAAAAA